AUGGAAACACUGGAGUCAGAACUGACCUGCCCUAUCUGUCUGGAGCUGUUUGAAGACCCGCUGCUGCUGCCUUGCGCUCACAGCCUCUGCUUCAACUGCGCGCACCGCAUCCUGGUCUCCCACUGCGCCACCAACGAGCCAGUGGAGUCUAUCACCGCCUUCCAGUGCCCGACCUGCCGCUAUGUCAUCACCCUCAGCCAGCGCGGUCUAGACGGGCUCAAGCGCAACGUCACCCUGCAGAACAUCAUCGACAGGUUUCAGAAAGCCUCGGUCAGUGGGCCCAAUUCCCCCAGCGAGACCCGCCGGGAGCGGGCGUUCGAUAACAACAGCAUGUCGUCCUGCGAGAAGGUGCUCUGCCAGUUCUGUGACCAGGACCCUGCCCAGGAGGCGGUGAAAACCUGCGUUACCUGCGAGGUGUCCUACUGCGAGGAAUGCCUGAAAGCCACUCACCCCAAUAAGAAGCCGUUCACCGGCCACCGUCUCAUCGAGCCUAUCCCGGACUCUCACAUCAGGGGAUUAAUGUGCUUGGAGCAUGAGGACGAGAAAGUUAACAUGUACUGUGUGACUGAUGACCAGUUAAUCUGUGCCUUGUGUAAACUGGUCGGGCGACACCGUGACCAUCAGGUGGCAGCUUUAAGUGACCGCUAUGACAAGCUAAAGGAACUAACCCCACCCUGGAGUCCAGAACUUGCUGAGAAUUCAGAAGCUGUGGCAGUAUCACUCUGUAGUGCCAUGGCAGGCCAGCAAAAUUUGGAGAGUAACCUCACCAACCUUAUUAAGAGGAACACUGAACUGGAAACUCUUCUGGCAAAACUCAUUCAGACCUGCCAACAUGUAGAAGUAAAUGCAUCCCGCCAAGAAACCAAGCUGAUGGAAGAAUGUGACCAACUCAUUGAAAUAAUCCAGCAAAGACGGCAAAUAAUUGGAACCAAAAUCAAAGAAGGAAAGGUGGUGAGGUUGAGAAAACUGGCUCAGCAGAUUGCAAACUGCAAACAGUGCAUUGAGCGCUCAACAUCCCUCAUCUCUCAGGCUGAGCAAUCACUGAAGGAGAAUGAUCACGCUCGCUUCCUGCAAACAGCUAAAAAUAUCACUGAAAGGGUUUCCAUGGCAACUGCAUCCUCACAGGUCCUAAUUCCUGAAAUUAACCUCAAUGAUACUUUUGAUACUUUCGCACUUGAUUUUACCAGGGAGAAGAAAUUGUUGGAAUGCCUUGAUUACCUUACAGCUCCCAACCCACCCACGAUUCGAGAAGAGCUCUGUACAGCCUCUUAUGACACCAUUACUGUGCACUGGACAUCAGAUGAUGAGUUCAGUGUGGUCUCUUACGAGCUGCAGUAUACCAUCUUCACUGGACAAGCCAAUGUUGUUAGUUUAUGCAACUCAGCCGACAGCUGGAUGAUUGUUCCUAAUAUCAAACAAAACCACUACACAGUGCAUGGGUUACAGAGUGGCACGAAGUACAUCUUCAUCGUCAAGGCCAUUAAUCAGGCUGGCAGCCGCAGCAGCGAGCCUGGCAAGCUCAAGACAAACAGUCAGCCAUUUAAACUGGACCCCAAAUCUGCUCAUAGAAAAUUGAAAGUGUCUCAUGAUAACUUGACAGUGGAACGGGAUGAAACAUCAUCUAAGAAGAGUCACACACCAGAGCGAUUCACGAGCCAAGGGAGCUAUGGAGUAGCUGGCAACGUGUUCAUCGACAGCGGGCGGCAUUACUGGGAAGUGGUUAUCAGUGGGAGUACAUGGUAUGCUAUUGGUAUUUCCUACAAGUCAGCACCAAAGCACGAGUGGAUUGGAAAGAAUUCUGCCUCCUGGGUGCUUUGCCGCUGCAACAACACAUGGGUGGUGCGGCACAACAGCAAAGAAAUCCCCAUCGAGCCCGCGCCUCACCUGCGGCGGGUCGGGAUUUUGCUGGACUAUGACAAUGGUUCCCUUGCCUUUUAUGAUGCUUUGAACUCCCUACACCUUUACACUUUUGACAUUACGUUUGGCCAGCCAGUGUGCCCCACGUUCACGGUGUGGAAUAAAUGUUUGACCAUUAUAACUGGCUUGCCUAUCCCUGACCACCUAGACUCCUCCGAGCAACUCGCGUGA
Molecule: messenger RNA, 2088 nt
Organism: Cinclus cinclus
Lineage: Eukaryota; Metazoa; Chordata; Aves; Passeriformes; Cinclidae
Gene: MID1
Product: midline 1
Exons: 10
Coding region: 1-2088 (695 amino acids)
Molecular function (GO): protein binding; zinc ion binding
Source: RefSeq, a predicted model, not a curated record